UGCCCUUGGUUACGCCCGGUGGCAGCUGUGGGGUCUACGGCUCAGACGGGGGCCAUUUUGCCAGAGGCUGCCUCCCGGAGUUGGGGGCGGCCUGGCGGCAGGCUGAAGCUGUUCUUUUUCCUCUUCUGCAGCUUGGGGCUUGGAGAGAAUCUGGAAGUCCGGGCUCCAUCGAGCCCUUCGGAGACGGCAAUGAUUUCUUCCAACCACCGCCACCUAACGACCCUGCAUGGCGGCUGCGCCCUCCGCUCUGCUUCUGCUGCCGCCCUUUCCAGUCCUCUCUGCCUUUCGGCUCCAGAGCCGCAGUCGUCCUUCCGCCCCAGAGACUGAUGAUAGUGGAGUUGGGGGCAUUAUGAGAGGAGAGAAAAACUACUACUGCCGUGGAACUGCGGGGGACCACGGUUCCUGCCCCACUACAACUUCGCCUCUGACCUCGGCCCUCUUGAUGCCCUCGGAGGCAGUCUCAAGCAGCUGGUCUGAUUCUGGAGGCGGUUUGUCAGGGGGAGAUGAAGAGGAGACUCGGCUCCUUCAACUCCUCCGCACCGCGCCGGAUCCUUCUGAGGCCUUUCAGGCUUUGCAAGCUGCUUUGCCGCGGCGGGGCGGUCGACUUGGCUUCCCCCGACGCAAGGAAGCUUUGUAUCAGGCACUGGGCCGAGUGCUUGUGGAAGGAGGCAGUGAUGAGAAGCGGCUCUGCUUGCAACUUCUCUCAGACGUUCUCCGGGGUCAGGGGGAGGCAGGACAUCUGGAAGAGGCCUUUAGCUUAGCACUUUUGCCUCAACUAGUUGUCUCGUUACGGGAAGAGAAUCCAGCCCUGCGGAAAGAUGCGCUGCAGAUCCUGCAUAUAUGUCUGAAACGUAGUUCUGGAGAGGUGCUGAGAACGCUUAUACAACAAGGACUGGAAAGUACCGAUGCCCGACUUAGAGCGUCCACAGCACUACUGCUUCCCAUCUUGCUUACUACUGAGGACUUGUUGCUUGGUCUGGAUCUCACCGAGGUGAUAAUAUCCCUAGCCCGAAAGCUUGGUGAUCAGGAGACAGAAGAAGAAUCUGAGACAGCUUUCUCCGCACUUCAACAAAUUGGGGAGCGACUUGGCCAAGACAGGUUUCAAUCGUAUAUUUCUCGUCUCCCCUCUGCCCUGAGGAGACACUACAAUCGCCGCCUGGAGUCCCAGUUUGGAAGUCAAGUUCCUUAUUAUUUGGAACUUGAAGCCUCUGGAUUUCCUGAAGAUCCCCUUCCCUGUGCAGUGACUCUUUCCAACAGCAAUCUUAAAUUUGGGAUUAUUCCUCAGGAGCUGCAUUCACGAUUAUUGGAUCAGGAAGACUAUAAGAACCGAACCCAGGCCGUCGAAGAACUAAAGCAGGUGCUGGGAAAAUUUAACCCUAGUUCUACUCCUCAUUCUAGUCUUGUUGGCUUCAUUAGUUUGCUAUAUAAUUUAUUAGACGAUUCUAACUUCAAAGUGGUUCAUGGCACACUUCAAGUCCUGCAUUUACUGGUUAUUCGCCUUGGAGAGCAGGUACAGCAGUUCUUGGGACCAGUUAUAGCAGCUUCUGUCAAAGUACUGGCAGACAACAAGUUGGUGAUCAAACAAGAAUACAUGAAAAUCUUCCUCAAGCUAAUGAAGGAAGUAGGACCUCAGCAGGUGCUUUGUUUACUCCUGGAACAUCUCAAACAUAAGCAUUCCAGAGUGAGAGAGGAGGUGGUGAACAUUUGCAUCUGCUCCCUGCUGACCUAUCCUAGUGAGGAUUUUGACUUGCCCAAACUGUCCUUUGAUCUUGCCCCAGCUCUUGUAGAUAGCAAACGCAGGGUACGCCAAGCAGCUUUAGAAGCUUUUGCCGUAUUGGCAUCAUCAAUGGGCUCAGGUAAAACCAGCAUCCUUUUUAAAGCUGUGGAUACUGUUGAACUGCAAGAUAAUGGAGAUGGAGUGAUGAAUGCUGUGCAGGCCAGAUUGGCUAGGAAAACCUUACCAAGGCUAACAGAGCAGGGAUUUGUGGAAUAUGCAGUACUGAUGCCAUCUUCUGCCGGGGGUAGAUCACACCAUUUGGCACAUGGAGCAGAUACGGACUGGCUUUUGGCUGGUAACAGAACUCAGAGUGCACACUGUCACUGUGGUGACCACGUAAGGGAUAGCAUGCAAAUUUAUGGAUCUUACAGUCCAACUAUUUGUACCCGAAGGGUAUUAAGUGCAGGAAAAGGAAAAAAUAAAUUACCGUGGGAAAAUGAGCAGCCUGGAAUCAUGGGAGAAAACCAGACCUCCACUUCCAAGGAUGUAGAGCAGUUUUCAACAUAUGAUUUCAUCCCAUCUCCAAAAUUAAAGCCCUCUCAAGGAAUGCCAGUCAAUGAUGAUUUAUGUUUUAGCAGAAAAAGAGUAUCAAGAAACUUAUUUCAGAAUAGUCGGGAUUUUAACCCAGAUUAUCUUCCUUUAUGUGCUGCUGGUACUACUGGGACUCAUCAAACAAAUCUUUCUGGGAAAUGUGCACAACUUGGAUUUUCACAAUUAUGUGGUAAAACUGGCAGUGUGGGUUCUGACUUACAAUUCCUAGGGACAACUAAUAGUCAUCAAGAUAAAGUGUAUGCUACCCUCAAUUUUGGCAGUAAGACACAGCAAACAUUUGGUAGUCAAACAGAGUGUACUUCCUCAAACGGUCAAAAUCUAAGUCCAGGAGCCUACAUCCUUCCAUCCUAUCCUCUCUCAUCACCUCGAACUAGUCCAAAGCAUACAUCUCUUAUUAUAUCUCCAAAGAAGUCUCAAGAUAAUUCUGUUAAUUUCUCAAAUUCCUGGCCUCUUAAAAGCUUCGAAGGACUGUCAAAGCGAAGUCCACAGAAGAAGCUUGUCAGCCAAAAAUCGUCUGAUCCUACAAGUAGAAAUGAUGGAGAAAAUUCUCAAGAAAAACCUCCAGUUCAGCUUACACCUGCCUUGGUGAGAUCGCCAUCUUCCCGACGAAGUCUAAAUGGAACAAAGCCUGUUCCUCCCAUACCAAGGGGAAUGAGCCUUUUGCCUGAUAAAGCUGAUUUAACCACAGUGGGACACAAAAAGAAAGAGCCUGAUGAUAUUUGGAAGUGUGAAAAAGAUAGUCUUCCAGUUGAUCUUUCAGAAUUAAAUUUCAAGGAUAAAGAUUUGGAUCAAGAAGAGAUGCAUAGCUCUCUUAGGUCCCUUCGUAAUAGUGCAGCUAAGAAAAGAGCAAAACUAAGUGGCAGUACUUCAGAUCUUGAAAGCCCUGAUUCUGCAGUGAAGCUCGACUUGACGAUGGACUCCCCGUCUCGGUCUUCCUCACCAAACAUCAGUUCUUACAGUGAAAGUGGAGUCUACAGCCAAGAAUCAUUGACUUCUUCUCUGUCUACAACUCCCCAGGGGAAGAGAAUAAUGUCAGACAUAUUUCCAACAUUUGGGUCAAAACCUUUUCCAACAAGACUUUCUUCUGCGAAGAAAAAAAUUUCUCAUAUUGCUGAACAAAGCCCCAGUGCAGGUAUUCUAUCAAGUGCAUUUCAGAUUUCAUGUUAUAGCUGUACUUCUACGCAUGCAAAGACAGAGGAUUGCUUGAGCCUGGGAGGCAGAGGCGUAUUUGGAAGUUUAAGUUCAGCACCAGCAACCUGCAGCCAAUCAGUGAUAUCUUCUGUGGAAAAUGGGGAUACAUUUUCAAGUAAACAAAGUAUUGAACCACCAUCAGGGAUUUAUGGAAGAUCAGUCCAGCAAAAUAUUUCAUCAUAUCUUGAUGUUGAGAAUGAAAAAGAUGCUAAAGUUUCUAUUUCAAAAUCUACUUAUAAUAAGAUGAGACAAAAGAGAAAAGAAGAGAAAGAACUGUUUCACAAUAAAGAUUGUGAAAAGAAGGAAAAAAAUUCCUGGGAACGAAUGAAACAUACAGGAACUGAGAAAAUGGCAUCUGAAGGUGAAACAUCUACUGGAGUCAUUUCACAGUAUAAAGAAAGGAUGCCUUCUGUCACUCAUAGUCCAGAAAUAAUGGAUCUAUCAGAACUACGACCAUUCUCUAAACCAGAAAUAGCACUGACAGAAGCCCUGAGGCUUUUGGCUGAUGAGGAUUGGGAGAAGAAAAUUGAGGGACUGAAUUUUAUUAGAUGCUUAGCUGCUUUUCAUUCUGAGAUACUGAACACAAAGUUGCAUGAAACAAAUUUUGCAGUUGUUCAAGAGGUGAAAAAUUUACGUUCUGGAGUUUCUCGUGCUGCUGUGGUCUGUUUAAGUGAUCUUUUCACUUAUUUGAAAAAGAGCAUGGAUCAAGAGCUAGAUACCACAGUAAAAGUUUUGUUGCAGAAGGCUGGUGAAUCAAAUACAUUUAUAAGAGAAGAUGUUGACAAAGCAUUGAGAGCUAUGGUUAAUAAUGUAACUCCUGCACGUGCAGUUGUUUCUCUUAUCAAUGGUGGACAAAGGUAUUAUGGUCGAAAGAUGCUGUUCUUCAUGAUGUGUCAUCCUAACUUUGAAAAAAUGCUUGAAAAGUAUGUUCCAUCUAAAGAUUUGCCAUAUAUUAAGGACUCUGUUAGAAACUUACAGCAAAAGGGUUUGGGGGACAUACCAUUAGAUACUCCUUCAGCAAAAGGAAGACGAUCUCAUACUGGCAGUGUUGGAAAUACAAGAUCAUCAUCUGUUUCUAGAGAUGCUUUCAAUUUAGCUGAAAGAGAGGUAACUGAAGUUCGUGAAGUCACCAGAAAAUCAGUCCCUCGUAAUUCCUUAGAAAGUGCUGAGUACCUUAAAGUCAUAACUGGUUUAUUAAAUGCAAAAGACUUUCGUGAUCGUAUUAAUGGGAUUAAGCAGCUUUUAUCAGAUACUGAAAAUAAUCAAGACCUUGUGGUUGGAAACAUUGUGAAGAUUUUUGAUGCUUUUAAAUCUCGACUUCAUGAUUCUAAUAGUAAAGUAAAUCUGGUGGCUCUGGAAACAAUGCACAAAAUGAUUCCUCUACUUAGAGACCACUUAUCUCCUAUAAUCAACAUGCUAAUUCCAGCAAUAGUGGAUAACAAUCUGAAUUCCAAGAAUCCAGGCAUCUACGCUGCUGCUACGAAUGUUGUUCAGGCACUGAGUCAGCAUGUAGACAAUUACUUACUUCUACAGCCAUUUUGCACAAAAGCUCAGUUUUUAAAUGGAAAAGCAAAACAGGAUAUGACGGAAAAGCUUGCUGAUAUUGUUAUGGAACUUUAUCAAAGGAAGCCGCAUGCCACAGAACAGAAAGUGUUGGUUGUUUUAUGGCAUCUCUUAGGAAAUAUGACAAAUAGUGGCUCUCUGCCUGGAGCUGGAGGAAAUAUACGAACAGCCACAGCUAAAUUAUCAAAAGCACUCUUUGCACAGAUGGGUCAGAAUCUGUUAAAUCAGGCUGCAUCUCAACCACCACAUAUCAAAAAGAGUUUGGAGGAAUUACUCGAUAUGACAAUUUUAAAUGAAUUAUGAAUCUUUGAUAAAAUACUGUAUGAUGAACAAAAGUGUUUACAUGAUGACAAGUGGAACUUUCCAAAAGUUAUGUUAUCAGUGCCUGCACUUCACAUCCAGCAAAUUAAGUCAAUGGCUAUUUUUAUUUGCAGCCUAUGAGUACACAUCUGUCCUAUAUCAACCUUACCACUUACAUCCAUCACAUAAAAACCUAAAAUAUAUCAUUCAUGAAUAAUUCACGAAAUCUGAGUCACAUGGGAUGAAUUCAAUUUUAAUAUUUUUGAAAAAAGUCCUGCUCAUUUGCACUAUUCUAUAGAAGCUACAAUUUGUUGCCCUGUAUGUACAAUUAGAAUUGUAAUUAAAAAUAUACUUUUUAUUAUGUAAUCAUGUUCUGGUAUGUCUCAUUUCUCAGCCUUAUUUUAUAAAGUGGAAGUCAUUGAACUAUGUUAUCAGAAACUAAGUUUGUAUAUUAUUUGUGAAAAACAUGUAUUUCUGAAUCAGUCCACUAAUAUGAUUGUGCAGUAUUAGCUUGCUUUUGCUGCUGUGUUAAUGUCAUAUAUUAGCUUACCUUUUGGGUUUAAUUAUCUUACAUAAUUGUGAAAUUUAACAAGUUAUAAUAAAGCAUGACAACCAAAGUUUUAGAAAACAUUAAACAUUUUAAAUGCACGUUUAAAAAAACGUGUCGAAUGUAACCCCCCUAUUUUUGUGUGCAAACACUAAAUUUUAUUUCUUUAUGUUUUGACCUUCAUAAAGGUGUUGUUUUGCUGCCCAGUUGUGUAAUUCUCAAAAAUAUUGCCAGGUCUUCUGUAGCUUUUUUCAGAAUUCAUGGGCUUACAAGUACUGUAUGCAUCUUUAAAAAGAAAAGGAAUGUUAUCAAAUAAAAGGAUUUAUUUCU
Messenger RNA from Mandrillus leucophaeus (drill), 6260 nucleotides. RefSeq names its product family with sequence similarity 179, member B (gene TOGARAM1). Gene Ontology annotation, biological process: microtubule cytoskeleton organization. Gene Ontology annotation, molecular function: microtubule binding. Lineage: Eukaryota; Metazoa; Chordata; Mammalia; Primates; Cercopithecidae. Gene Ontology annotation, cellular component: cytoplasmic microtubule; cilium. The record is from RefSeq and is a predicted model, not a curated record. The coding region runs from base 227 to 5386 and encodes 1719 amino acids. The transcript has 21 exons.